GGGUCCUUGUUCAUCAUGGAUCAAACUGAGCUGACAGCAAAGCUGAACACAAUGGAUGAACAGGAUGUUUAUGCCAGUGCAGAGGAACCAUCAGGACCUCAUAUAAAGUGGAAAAGAGUGAAGAAUUCAGAAAAUAUUUAUCAAACUGAAGAUGCAUGUUGCUCUGUGGAGACCGACAGAACUGGACCUGCAGCUCUUGAGGAAAGCAGCACAGUAACAAACUGUUCUUAUAGAACCCCCACAGUGAUUCUGGGUGUGCUGUGUCUCCUCCUGCUGGUCAGACUCAUAACGGUGUCAGUCUUAUACAAUGAGAGAAGCUCAAAGUGGGAAAUGAAGAGAAUCCAGUUUCAGACCAGUUACAACAACCUGAAUAAAGAAAAAGACCAGUUACAGACCAGUUACAACAACUUGAGAGAAGAGAAAGACCAGUUACAGACCAGUUACAACAACCUGACUAAAGAAAAAGACCAGUUGCAGACCAAUUACAACAACCUGAUUAAAGAAAUAGGCCAGUUACAGACCAGUUACAACAACCUGAUUAAAGAAAUAGGCCAGUUACAGACCAGUUACAACAACCUGAGUAGAGACAAAGUCUUAGAAGAGAGACAACGUGAGACUUUACAGCAGAAAAUUCUGACUCAGGAGAGAGAGCUAGGACAGUUGAAGAGGAAGCUGGAUGCCUUCAAUUAUUAUAUCCAACGUGAAUGGAUCUAUUUCGGCCGUAGUUUCUAUUAUAUCUCUUCAAACAUGAAAACCUGGAAACAAAGUAGAGAAGACUGUCAGCAGAAGAACACAGAUUUGAUCAUUAUCAGCAGCAAGGAAGAACAGGAUUUUGUUCAAAAGUUCGGAAAGGUCAUGUGGAUCGGACUGACCGACAGAGAAACGGAGGGAGUGUGGAAAUGGGUGGAUGGGACUCGGCUGACCACAAGCUUCUGGGGCCCCAAUGAGCCCAACAGCUUUUUUGGCAUUAAUGAAGACUGUGCAGUCACUGGGUACCAUAGCGGAGAAGAUAGCUGGAAUGACGACACGUGCGAAAAAGAAAAACUCUGGAUUUGUGAAAAGAGAAUGUCUUUAUAA
This is a messenger RNA of Betta splendens (Siamese fighting fish), 1077 nucleotides long. RefSeq names its product C-type lectin domain family 4 member M-like. The transcript has 7 exons. The coding region runs from base 16 to 1077 and encodes 353 amino acids. The record is from RefSeq and is a predicted model, not a curated record. Lineage: Eukaryota; Metazoa; Chordata; Actinopteri; Anabantiformes; Osphronemidae.